GUCACCCGUCGCUAAACAUCAAAGAAGAACGAAUCCCGUGUCCGCCAUUUGCUCUAUUUGCGUUUCUCUUUCUGUUUUUCCUCCUUUUCUCUUUGGAUUCAACUCAUACUCGAUCCACCUGUGCCACACCUGAGCACGAGGCAGUUGACACGUCGUGGCGGCGGUGAUGGCGGCGGCUGACCGGCGCGAGGACAAAGACGGAGAGCUGAACGUUCUGGAAGAUCUUCUGACUGAAGCUCCUGAUCAAGAUGAUGAGCUGUACAACCCUGAGAGCGAGCGUGACGUCAGCGACAAAAAAGGAACAAAGAGAAAGAGUGAGCGCUCUGACAGCCAUGACCUGAAGAGACUCCGGCCAUCAGCAAGUCAUGCCCCCUCUAGGUCAUCCUCCAACAAGAGAGCGCCUGGUCCACCUCUCUCCUCAUCUAAGAAGGCAGCACCAAGCCCGCGGGGCAGACACUCCACCAGCUCCAGCUACCGUCACGAAUAUUAUGAUGAGCGAAAGGGUCGCAGAGGGACGCGAGACGCUCCGCCCAGGAGCCGCAUGAGAGAGGAUGCACGUCACCGUGACUCUCAGAGAGGCCUGGAGGGUCUGCCUCAGAAGUUAAGGCGCGACGAGCGUCGUCCAAGUCCCACCCCUCACCAGGAGGACAACCAAUCAGAGGGGGAUGCAACAGAAGAGUAUGGCUCAGAGCAGGGAUCAGGAAGCUCUUCCCCCGCUGGUUCACAUGUAGAGGAGGAGGAAGAGGAGGACGACGACGAAGAGGAAGAGGGCAUGGAGGAAGAAGAGGAGGAGGAGGAGGAAGAAGGCGAGAAGGAGGAAGAGGAAGAAGAGGAGGAGGAGUACGAGCGUCGUGGCGAAGGAAAUGACUACGACACUCGCAGCGAGGCCGGAGAUUCACGCUCCGCCUCCUCGGUCAGUUUCUCAGACGAUGGCGAGUCGGCUCACUCGGGCUCCGCUUCAGAUGCUUCAGGUUCAGAGAAGAAGCAUGAGAAGUUAUCUUCAUCAGUGCGAGCCGUUCGCAAAGGGAUGGAGAAUCCGACCACUAAGCUGCGCUACAUCCUGCGAGAAGCUCGAUUCUUCCUCAUAAAGAGCAACAACCAUGAGAAUGUGUCCUUGGCAAAAGCCAAGGGCGUGUGGUCAACACUUCCAGUGAAUGAGAAGAAGCUGAACGCAGCUUUCCGCUCAGCUCGUAGUGUCAUCCUGGUCUUUUCAGUGAGGGAGAGCGGCAAAUUUCAAGGGUUUGCUCGCCUGGCAUCAGAGUCUCAUCAUGGCGGAUCUCCAAUUCACUGGGUUCUUCCUGCCGGCAUGAACGCCAAGAUGCUGGGCGGAGUCUUUAAGAUCGAUUGGCUCUGCAGGAGGGAACUUCCCUUCACAAAGACGUCCCACCUGGCGAAUCCCUGGAACGAACACAAGCCGGUGAAGAUCGGCCGUGACGGACAGGAGAUCCAACCAGAUGUCGGCGCACAGCUCUGCACCCUGUUCCCCUUGGAUGAAAGCGUGGACGUCCACCAGGUAGCUCGCCGCGUUCGUCACAAACGUCGGACGCCAUCGGAACCACGGCCCCGAGGCCGACCACCGCAACGCGAACCGGGAAGGCGUCGACCUGAAGAGUACGACCUCCAUGGCAGGAAGCGGCCGAGAGCUGAUGGACCACCGGACUUCAACCAGCGCGCAGGCUUCAUCCAGGACCUCCGUAACCAGCCAGUGGACAGGCGAUUCUCCAGCGUCAGACGAGAUGUUUUUCUCAAUGGGUCGUACGACUACAUGCGGGACUAUCACCACAGCGUCGGCCCUCCUGCUCCCUGGCAGACUCUGGCGGCGUACCCUGGUGUAGAGCAGCCGCCCCCGCACCACCCCCCCUACUACCACCACAACCACCCGCCUCCCCCUCCUCACCAGCCGUACCACCACCACCACCCAGCCAUGCCGCCACACGAGGCUCCGCCCCCUCGCUUCCGAGACAAGCAGAGGGUGCUACAGCACAGAGCCUUCGCCUCCAGCCCACAUGACUAUGACAUGCGUGUGGACGACUUCCUGCGGCGGACACAGGCAGUGGUGAGCAGCCGACGUGAGCGCGAGCGACAGCGGGAGAGAGAGCGCGGCGGCCCACGGCGCGAGAGAGAAAGAGAGCGACCGAGGGAGAGGGAGCGGGAGAGAGAGAGGGACAAAGAAAGGGGGCGGUAUCGCAGGUGAUGUGCUGGUGUCACAUCCUGUCAGUGUUUCUUGUUUUUUUGUUUAUUUGGAAUAAAACAAUGAGCAGUGUCAGUUUUUAUGUGAAUCAAAUCUCAAAACAAAGAACUGUUAUUUUGAAAAAUCCUGUCACACAUCCACACUUGUUUUAUUGUGAAAGGUUGGAUGACGUUUCCUGUAAAGUCCUUCAGAUUAAUUUUUUUAAUUUCAUUUAUUUAUUUUUCGUUUUUUUUGUCUUUUUUUUAAACUGCAACUUUUGUUUCAUUUCCUGUUUUCAGUCCACCGUUGCCUCCUGCUGGAUGUUUUUAGAAAGUCUUUGUGAUUGGUCACCACCAUGACAAUCACUGGUGUGAGGUGAUCUUUGAUUCUGUUUUAUUGAACAGUGGUCAGCUCAAAUGUGACGUUUAUUGUUUUCCGUUUGUGGACGGAGGAGGCGGAGCCUGUGCUUGUUUUGUACAAAA
Solea senegalensis (Senegalese sole) is the source of this 2652-nucleotide messenger RNA. RefSeq names its product YTH domain containing 1 (gene ythdc1). The coding region runs from base 167 to 2194 and encodes 675 amino acids. The transcript is spliced from 16 exons. Gene Ontology annotation, cellular component: nucleoplasm. Gene Ontology annotation, biological process: regulation of alternative mRNA splicing, via spliceosome; mRNA splicing, via spliceosome. The record is from RefSeq and is a predicted model, not a curated record. NCBI's taxonomy places the organism in Eukaryota, Metazoa, Chordata, Actinopteri, Pleuronectiformes, Soleidae. Gene Ontology annotation, molecular function: N6-methyladenosine-containing RNA reader activity; mRNA binding.